Messenger RNA from Trichomonas vaginalis G3, 564 nucleotides. RefSeq lists its product as uncharacterized. Bases 1 to 564 code for a protein of 187 amino acids. The record is from RefSeq and is a predicted model, not a curated record. Lineage: Eukaryota; Parabasalia; Trichomonadida; Trichomonadidae. The transcript has a single exon.
AUGUUCGAGAAAAAGUUCAACAUUGAAGUACAAACUUUACAGCCUUUACGUGAGUUUCUUGCACAACUGAAAGAAGAAGGUAGUCAGCCACAACUUAUAGACUUUCAUUAUGAAUUUAAUGAAAAUGAAGAUGGAACUCAUGACUGUCAGUUUGUUAUAUAUUCACCAUUCAAUGAAGUAGCUAAAAAGAAAAAAAAUCCAUUACGUAUAAGAUUUCAAAUCUCUGAACCAAGUGAUGAUUUCAAGAAUGUUUUCAAUUAUGAUGCAAUGCUUCCGAGGAAAAAUGAAUUUUCAAAGAUUGUAACACCUGGCAUUUGGGAUAGAAAGCAAGCUAUAUUAUAUUCAAACUUAAGUAAGGGAGUUGAAAAUGAGUUCAUUGGUCAUACAAGAACUACACCACUUCCUAACCCUAAAUACUAUAAAUUAACUGGUUUCAAUCGUGAGUUUUGGAUAGACAUGUUCUCCACUCAUGACCAUAACUGCCCAGUGUUCUUACCUCCAGACCAUAAGGACUGUCUCUACAUUGAAGCACAACUCUUAAACUCUACCAUCGCAGUAUUGUAA